ACCAACAGCUCACUGGCAGAUUGUCAGUAUUUUAACAGAGCACAUCAUGCGUGAGUACAAGCUAGUGGUCCUUGGUUCAGGAGGCGUGGGGAAGUCUGCUCUGACAGUUCAAUUUGUUCAGGGAAUUUUUGUUGAAAAAUAUGACCCAACGAUAGAAGACUCCUACAGAAAGCAAGUUGAAGUAGAUUGCCAACAGUGUAUGCUGGAAAUCCUGGAUACAGCAGGGACAGAGCAAUUUACAGCAAUGAGGGAUUUGUAUAUGAAGAAUGGCCAAGGGUUUGCACUAGUAUAUUCAAUUACAGCUCAGUCUACAUUUAAUGACUUACAGGACUUGAGAGAACAGAUUUUACGGGUUAAAGACACAGAAGAUGUUCCAAUGAUUUUGGUUGGCAAUAAAUGUGACCUGGAAGAUGAACGAGUAGUUGGCAAAGAACAAGGCCAGAAUUUAGCAAGACAGUGGUGUAACUGUGCCUUUUUAGAAUCUUCUGCAAAGUCAAAAAUCAACGUUAAUGAGAUAUUUUAUGACCUGGUCAGACAGAUAAAUAGGAAAACACCAGUGGAAAAGAAGAAGCCUAAAAAGAAAUCAUGUCUGCUGCUCUAGACCUGAAGUCCGCAGCAGCUCUGAGCCAGAUUACAGGAAUGAAGAACUGUUGCCUAAUUGGGAAGUGCCAGCAUUCCAGACUUCAAAAAAUACAUCUGAAGAGGCUUCUCCUGUUUUAUAUAUUAUGUGAAGAAUUUAGAUCUUAUAUUGGUUUGCACAAGUUCCCUGGAGAAAAAAAAAAUCGCUCUGUGUAUAUCUCUUGGAAAAUAAGACAAUAGUAUUUCUCCUUUGCAAUAGCAGUUAUAACAGAUGUGAAAAUAAAUAUACUUGACUCUAAUACAAUUACACAAAAGAGCAUGGAUGCAUUUCAAACAUUAGAUAUUACUACUAUAAUCAAAUGAUUUCAUAUUGACCUUUUUAUCAUGAUUCCUCCCUGUCAAGCACUAAAAAGUCAAACCAUUAUACUUUAUAUCUGUAAAUGAUAUAGAUUAUGAAAUUUCCCGUCAAACUCAUUGCAGCAGAUAACUUUUUCAAGUCAUUGACUUCAUUUUAUAUUUAAAAAUUAUGAAAUAUCAUCUGUCAUUAUAUUCUAAUUAAAAUUGUUGUGCAUAAUGCUUUGGAAAAAUGGGUCUUUUAUAGGGAAAAAACUGGGAUAACUGAUUUCUAUGGCUUUCAAAGCUAAAAUAUAUAAUAUACUAAACCAACUCUAAUAUUGCUUCUUGUGUUUUACUGUCAGAUUAAAUUACAGCUUUUAUGGAUGAUUAAAUUUUAGUACAUUUUCAUUUGGUUUGUGUCUUUUUGUUAUUGUUUAUAGAUUUAACGCCUUUCUUUUAUAAUGACCACACUGUUUAAAUGCAGCAGUAGCUCCUCUGCCUGGAACCUACAGAACCCUUGGCUUUACCCACACCUACUGGUGAUUCCUCUAGGAGCAGACCUCGCACUUCCUGUUCUAGAUCACAGUGAAAUACGUCAGAUUUCAUAGAAUAGUUUUGUAUAUUCUCUCGAUCUUAAGAUUGUAUCUUGUUGAAUAAAAUAUCCCAUUGUGUAUUAUUUUUAUAUGUAAAAUGAUAGUUUAAUACUGUAUCAGGGUUUAACUUUUACUAUUUCAAAUCCUCCAUAGCUUGUGAUUUCAUCAAGGGAAUCCUUGGCCAUUGUUAAUUUCUUGGUAUGGGUUCACCAAUGAAGUAUAUAUGAAAAUUUUUACCUUGCUUUAUGAUAAAUUAAAGAACUUGAGAGAAGCAAGUAAAGGUUAAAACCCAAAGGGGUGUGUUACUUUUGCUUUGAUUGUAUAUGAAAUAGUAUAAUAGUAAUCAUAUGAAAAAGACUGCUAAGUUAAUAUUUUAGCUGGCUAGAUAGUGGUGCUUUUCUUUUCCUUCCCAGGUAUUUGCAUUUUUACAAAAGGUAGGGCGUAGGUAGGACAUAGACCCAGGGUGUCAUUACCAUAUGUUCUUCAUAGAGGUAGAGCAAAUGGCUUCUUAGCCAAUCACAUGCUGGAGAAGAAAGCAGCUUGCAAGCUUAGGAAACCCUGUGCCUUGUCCCCGAAUAUUCAGGAGACCAGUCCUAGAAAGUCAAUAAUUUGCUCAGGGAUCUAGAUACUGUCUCGUUGCAGCUAUGUGUAAAGAAGUGUUCAUGCCUCACUGAAAUUUGCCAGGCAUGUGGACAGCCCAUCAGUUUCUAAAUUGGAAUUUAAAAGUCAGCUUUCAUAUGUGAGAGCUGACCAACCUGAGGACAUGUUAAAGAUACUGUUUGAAAAAUUUGGAAAUUGUACUCUUUGGAGUUUCUAAUAAACUUAGUGAUAUGACA
Molecule: messenger RNA, 2344 nt
Organism: Jaculus jaculus (lesser Egyptian jerboa)
Lineage: Eukaryota; Metazoa; Chordata; Mammalia; Rodentia; Dipodidae
Gene: Rap1a
Product: RAP1A, member of RAS oncogene family
Exons: 8
Coding region: 47-601 (184 amino acids)
Biological process (GO): negative regulation of synaptic vesicle exocytosis; Rap protein signal transduction; cellular response to cAMP
Cellular component (GO): plasma membrane
Molecular function (GO): GTP binding; GDP binding; GTPase activity
Source: RefSeq, a predicted model, not a curated record